Messenger RNA from Cynara cardunculus var. scolymus (artichoke), 1522 nucleotides. RefSeq names its product ankyrin repeat domain-containing protein EMB506, chloroplastic. The record is from RefSeq and is a predicted model, not a curated record. Gene Ontology annotation, molecular function: chloroplast targeting sequence receptor activity; protein binding. The transcript has 8 exons. The coding region runs from base 230 to 1204 and encodes 324 amino acids. Gene Ontology annotation, biological process: protein targeting to chloroplast. NCBI's taxonomy places the organism in Eukaryota, Viridiplantae, Streptophyta, Magnoliopsida, Asterales, Asteraceae. Gene Ontology annotation, cellular component: chloroplast outer membrane.
UAUAAGCGAUCCUAAAGUAUAGAUAUAAAUAACAUACGCAUUCCCCAGACUUCCGUUUCUUGAUUCAACCGGCUGGGCCAAAAACGCAACUGGGUGAGAGUUAAAUAGGAGUCAGUAGUGGUUUUUGAGGAAUCGAGCAAUCUGUUAGUGUCAAUUGAAGAAUUGAGGCAGAUUUGACCCAAUUAAAACGUAGCCGUUUCUGAGUGCCUCAAGUUAGAGCUACAUAAAAAUGGCGGUACUAUCGUGCUCAACAACACAUUCUUCAAUAAGAUCGGCGUUACAUUCUUCUGUUGUCACUAUAACUUCGGCCUCUUGUAACUGCCUCAAUAUCAAUUUCAUUCAAAUGAAUAGUCAUUCUAUCUUAAGCAAAAAAACUUGUAGGAUAUAUGCAGUUGGGGGCAAUUCGCACCCAAAAGUUUGCGCAAUUGAUCCACAUCGAACUUCUUCCACUACCCACCUAGGAAAUUGGGAAGAUCCCGAUGGUAGUGAUAGUGAAACGGACGAGGAGGAGGAGGAGACAGAAGAAAACAAUCUCGACUUUGAAAGCGACUGGGAGGAAGAAAGAGAUACUUCAGACGCCCCAGUUAAUAUGGAGAAAUUGUCCACAAGCCAGAUUGAUUGCAAAGAGGUUGAAGAACUUUUAACACCAGAAGAAAGAGCAAUCUUGCAACAGAACGAAACUCCCAAUCUCGACAAAAUAUCAACUGAGAAGUGGAAUCCUUUGCAUACAUUGGCAUUGGCAGGGCAGAUAAAGUUCAUGGACAGCCUUCUAGGAAAUGGAUUUGAUAUUGAUGCAGUUGAUAAGGAUGGCCAGACCGCUCUUCACAAAGCAGUUUUAGGUAAAAAGGAGGCAGUCAUUAGUCAUCUGUUAAGAAAAGGUGCAAGUCCUCAUGUUCGAGAUCUGGAUGGUGCUACUCCACUUCAUUAUGCAGUUCAAGUGAGUGCCAUGCAAACUGUGAAGUUGCUGAUUAAAUGCAAGGUUGAUGUGAACGUUGCUGAUAAUGAAGGAUGGACUCCGUUGCAUGUAGCUAUGCAAAGUAGAAGCAGAGACAUAGCAAAAGUUCUACUUGUGAAUGGAGCCGACAAGACAAGAAGAACCGAGGAUGGGAAAACACCCCUUGAUGUAGGUUUAUGUUAUGGGAAAGAAUUCAAAUCCUAUGAUCUUGCUAAACUACUGAAGCUUGUACCAGCAAACAGAUUGUAGAUAUACAGCUUAUGGUGCACCCGCUGGUGGAACAUAAUGGCGACAGCAGGGCCCAUGACCCUCGUUUUUAAUGUUGAAAGUGAAAGAUAUCGAAGGCGAUGUCAUGUUUCAUUUAUGGUUCUCGAGUCGAAUGACAAAUGGAGGCUUGGGUCGUUGGUAAUUCAUGUCGUGUUAAUGUCUUGUUGUUUUAGUAUUCGAUCCAUAUGAUGUUUGAGAGAAAUCGUCUCAAAUUAGUAUGUUUUAGACGUUGUUUUCGUUUUUAUUGGGUUGGGUUGAGAUGUACCAGUUGAAACUUUGGUACAUCAUUUUACAAUCUAA